Molecule: messenger RNA, 325 nt
Organism: Staurois parvus
Lineage: Eukaryota; Metazoa; Chordata; Amphibia; Anura; Ranidae
Source: the annotation of a GenBank genome assembly
GGGCACAGGUGGGUGGCACUGCUGGGCACAGGUAGGUGGCACUUCUGGGCACAGGUGGGUGCACUGCUGGGCACAGGUGGGUGCACUGCUGGGCACAGGUGGGUGAUCUGCUGGGCACAGGUGGGCGGAGCUAGUGGGCGCACUGCUGGGCACAGGUGGGCGGAACUUGUGGGUGGCACUGCUGGGCACCGAUCAUCAGGGCACUGAUCAUCAGUGCCCUGAUGAUUGGUGCCGAUCCUCGCUCUGACAACUGCCGGUUCUCGGCAGUACUUUCCUCGCGAUCUGACAGCGUGAGGAAAGUGCAGCCGAGAACCGGCACUUGCAU